Molecule: messenger RNA, 4548 nt
Organism: Plasmodium fragile
Lineage: Eukaryota; Apicomplexa; Aconoidasida; Haemosporida; Plasmodiidae
Exons: 18
Coding region: 1-4548 (1515 amino acids)
Source: RefSeq, a predicted model, not a curated record
AUGGACAAUCCGCUAAAAGUGACAAAAGACAGACUCACAAAUUUGAACGAGGCAUUCAUAUCUACGAUUGAAUGUGGCGAGGCCAGUCAUAACAGCGAUGAAGAAGUCUUUGCAGACCAGGAUGGGAACACCAAAUUUGAUGAAAACUCAAAGGAUUAUUGCAAAAUUGGAAGUAAAUAUAUGCACAAAUUUGAGAAUCUGGAAAAGAAAGAACAUGAGAAUAUUGAUUUAAAAUUGGUAGCGCCCAGAGACAAUAAUAUGACCCUAGUCGAUCCGUCCUAUAUAAGAGAAAGAGACUUCGGCGGGGACAAGGACUACAUAAGCGUCAGCUUCGUUAACGAUUUUAUAAAAGUGUCUAAGGAUGAAAUACGCGCUGGACAGAAGGACUUCCAUGGAGGGAGUUACAACUUCACAUAUAAAGACGGAGACAACAAGAACAAUUACGAAUACAUAAAUACAACCAACGAGUACUACAUAACCAAAAACGUGGAGGAGAAAAUGAAAAACACGGGGAUGACCACCGAAAAUUUUUGCGCGGACAAUAAAAUUUUGCUGUAUGAAGACGGGAUGAACAAGUGGUCCGACAAGAGCAGAUAUCUCUAUUUUGUUGAUAAAGAGGAGCAAAAUAAUGGAUACAAAAAAAAAAAAAAAUUUAAAGAUAUACGUCUGAACGACACCCUUAUAGUGGAUAAUUACGAGAAGUUGCUUUACAAGGAGGACCCUAGUAGUGACAAGGUCAAAAUAGAAAACUUGAUAUUGGACGUCCUCAACAAUGAUUUUGAUUACGACUAUGACUACAAUUUAGCGUCUAAUGAAAAUGCCACGCCUAAGGAUGCACUCGAGGGGGAAGACAGACGCACGGCACAGGCGCAGGCGAAGGAUGGACAAAAAAACCUCAGGAAGACGAAACAGCCCUUGAAUAUAGCCCCGAAGAUAAAAAGCAAAUACAACCGAUCUUACAUCUUGGAUUAUCUGCAUUAUGAUAACUUCUUCCAUGAUGAGCACGUGAACAUUUCUGAAAAAUCGAUCUCCGAUAACUCGGAUUGUGAAGUCCAUGAGAAGGGAAAAUAUAACUCCCCAACUUACACCAUAGGAAAUAAAAAAGAGUUUGACAUAAAAAGCAACAUCCAUAAUUUAUUAACCAAAGUUAAGACAGAACUAAAUGUCAGAGAUUUUUCAAAGUUCAUACCGGAGCAGUUUAACACGGAUGUGUUUUUAUCAAACGAAUCAGAGAGCGAAGAGUACGAAUCUGGUUCUGAUGAAAGUAUGAAUUGCAUUCUGAAGAAGAAAAAAAUCCAGUGGAAUGACAAAAAGAUGAAAGAAGAAAUGGAGCUGCUGCGCAAAUACGACUACGUGGAAUCGCUAUACUCUCCUGGCUACUGCUCCAGAAUUACGCAUAAUUUGAGGGACAAAUAUAACAAAAAGAGGGUCAACAUUUAUGACCUGAAGAAGAACCAACUGUAUGAGCAAAUAAAAAAGGACUUAAUGGACGAAGAACAAACGAAGAAGGCCGAAGAAAAUCUGCAAAAAUUCAGACUCGAACAUUUACAACUCCCCGAAGAAAAGCCAAGUGCAGAUGAAGAAGCAGAUUUGGAAAGUGUCCAGGGCAUUUCGGAAAUAGACAAACCAACCGAUCAAGGUGUACCAGAUUUGAAACACAAGUGGAAGGAUGUUGAUGAUAACAAAACGGACAGUUCCAUAACGUUCGAUAAUCUAGAUAGUAGAAGCAUAAAUAACUUGAAGAGGAAAUACAAAGCGCUGAAAAAAAGUGACAGGCCUUGUACGAGAGAGUUAAAGAGGCUAAAAUUUUACAUAUGCCGAAGGGUUAAUAAGAAGAAAUAUCUGCUUAAGAACUUGACGUCGGAUAAGGAGGACAGGAAGAAGAAGGAGAAAAUACGUAAGGCCAUGAAAUUUUCCACUCAGGGAGGCUACAACCUGUUGGCCAAGAUCCAGGAAGACGUCAAGAGGUACGAGGAGGAGGAGGAAGACGAAGCCAACCAACUGGAAGAAGAUGACCUAUUUGACAUAAACGAAAUAAGCACAUCAGAAAUGAACACAUCUGAGUACACCUACUCAUCACUAACCAUUUCAUCCUACGAAUAUUUAAAUAUACGUGGGGUGCACUAUAAUGAUAAUUCCUACGAAAAUGUAUUUUACCACAACGACCCAAAGGUGGACGUCACUUACCUGUAUGACAAUGUCCACUUUUUUCUUAUUCAACGGGACAAGCAUGAAGAGGAAACGAGAACGAGCAAGGGAAUUCUGUUCAUGGAAAUGCUCGUGUACGACCUCAAGUUCUACCGACACGGGAAGCACAUCGAAGAAGACGCAUUACUGUACACCCUAGAAAUAAACGAAAAUACAACUGCAAAACUGGAGAAUACAGAAAAUGACACCUCCGAAAUAUUGCUAAAAACGGGGAACAAAAACAGCGGAGCAAUUCAAUGUUCUAUAGCAGGCAAUAAACGAAAGAUGAGUAUCAUCUAUAACAAAAUACAUAAAAGAAUUUUACUUGUCAACUAUGUAAAAUAUUUGAACUCCAUUUCAAGUGGGGUAAUUGAAAAUGCUGUUAAUUAUUUCCUACUGGAAUGUAACAUAUUGAAUUUAAAUAAUGUCCCAUAUAACAAAAAUGCAGAUAAAAUUAUCCUUUCUUCUUCCACCCCCCACCAAGUAGUAAAUAUUUGUAGCAUCAAUUUAGUCAACAGAAAUAUGAACAUUGAAGACUUGUCUGAAUUUCUAUCCAUUUCAAAUGUCAAACAAUGCAGUUCGUUGAAUUUAACAAAGAACCCACUGUUCCAAAAUUUAACAUUUGAAGGAAUUAAGAAUGACAUAAAUUCUGUCAUCAAACGUUUUAAAUCUUUACAAGUGAAGGAACUCAUUUUAGACUUCAUUGAUCUAUCAGACACCGCGGGUGAAUAUUUUAUCACUAAAAUUUUGUUAAAUACAAAUAUUUCUUUUCUCAGCCUAGUCAGUUGUGAAUUAAAGAGUAAUAACAUAAACAACACAGUAAACCAUGUCAAACAUUCUAUGAACAGAGAGAGAAGAUUUGCAAAUGCCAUUAGUUAUGUCAAUGUAGAGUUUAACAAAUUAACUUAUUACGACCUGGUGUCUCUCCUUAAUAUUUUUUUUGAGCUAAAUAAAGAUUUUAAAAUGUUAUAUAUUUGUGGAAAUUUCAUACAGAGUGAUAUAUUCGAUAUAUCCUUCGAGUUUAAGAGGAGGAAAUCUUUCAUCCAAAUGAACAAAUUUGUCAAGCCCUCGCUGGACAUUUUCCAUGUUUACACCAUCGACCAAGUUAGGGACUCCUACCCGUGCAACUUACGGGGUGUCGCGGAACUAUUGGAGGAGGGAAAAGUCACCGAAGUCACCUUCGAGCUGUACUUCUGCUACCUGUACAUCGUGAAGCCAAAGGAAAGGCUCUACACCAUUAGAAACAUCUUAGUAGACAGGAAAGACACCAUGAGCAUAGUGGUAAUUAAGGCACUGGUUAACAACAAGGAUGUAAAAAUUCAGCUGAAUUUAUUUAAGGAAAAUAUAAUAGUUAUCUUUCACAACAUAGUACGAAAUAGCUUCAUCGGGAAGACGUACUACCAAGAGCAGAUCAGAAACGGCAGAGAAGUGAACGACAACGUUUUGAAUUACUUUAUUAUUCCAAGUGCAAAUGAGAUUAACUUUUACCAUUACAACGUCACACGAGAAGAAAUACACUUUGUUCUGGAUCUGUGUAAAAGGGGGGUCGUGAAGAACAUGAACCUCAGCCACUGUUACCUCGGCAACGAAGAUAUUCUGUACUUCAAUUCAGUGAAGACGGAUCCCUACGAUAUUAAAAUUUACAAAUUGUCUAUGGGCAAUAACUUAAUCGAUUCGAAUGUGGACAUGAAUGAGCUAAUUACUUUUCUGUCCAACUUUACCAUUUUUUUCAAAAUAAACCUUAGUGGUCUGAACAUCGGGACGCACCCCUCCGUAUGUGAAUUUUUUGUUUACCUCUUGAACAAUACCAAGUGCAAGAUUAUAAAUCUGGACAACUGCAACCUGGGAAACGCCUUCCUGCUGAAUGUCAACCGAAAUAUGAAGCAACUGAAGAAAAACAGCUACCUGAGUAUCCUAUCUAUGCAACACAACUCCUUCAGUAACAAAAAAGGAAUUUUCAAUUUCUUAAAUACCAUCAUUUCUAUAUGCACGUCAAUAGACAAGAUCAAAGUUUACACUAACUAUAUAAGUCAUGAAGACGCCAGGCUUAUAAUGAAGAACACGAUUAAAAAGAACGUGGUGUCUUUUCAGUACACUUACGACACAUCUACCUGCUCCCAGAAUGACAUGAUAAAGGUGGCCAAAAUAGCGAAGAAUAAAAUCAAUAAGGAUGUGGAGUACAGUGCAGAUAUGACAGAACAUGAGCGGAACAUAAUUGAGGAGUUUUUCGAGAAAAAACAAAAAGAACGGGGAGCGCAAGAAAGAGGUGCAGGCGAGAAAGCAGCAGACCACAAGUUCGCAAACCGCUACAAUUUGGACGACUUAAAAUCGCGACAGGUUAAAUAUUGUGUGAUGAAGUGA